This is a messenger RNA of Protomyces lactucae-debilis, 768 nucleotides long. Its product is annotated as histidine phosphatase superfamily. The record is from RefSeq and is a predicted model, not a curated record. The transcript is spliced from 3 exons. Gene Ontology annotation, molecular function: sedoheptulose-bisphosphatase activity. NCBI's taxonomy places the organism in Eukaryota, Fungi, Ascomycota, Taphrinomycetes, Taphrinales, Protomycetaceae. Gene Ontology annotation, biological process: ribose phosphate biosynthetic process. Bases 1 to 768 code for a protein of 255 amino acids.
AUGAUCGUAGAGACUCCUCGACAGGGCUGUCCGAUUGACGGUGAGACGGUGACAGCUGUGCCACAAGACGGCAAGAGCCUUGUCUCGGGCAACAAGAAGAGCAAGACUAGUCCAGUCAAUCCAAAAGUAUUCAUCCUCCGUCAUGGCCAGACGGAGUGGUCAGAGAUUGGCAAACGAACAAGCUUCACAGACCUGCCGCUUACUGAAAAGGGCAGGACUCUGGUGCAACGCUCUGCAUCUACAAUGCUUGGCACAGGCAAGCUCAUUGACCCAAGCAAGCUAAGAAAAGUCUACGUCUCGCCUCGUCUCAGGGCACAAGAAACGCUCAAGUUGCUUGACCUCCCAGAGAGUGUCCCUGUCGAGACGACAGAACUCUUGCGAGAAUUCGAGUAUGGCGAAUUUGAAGGCAUGAAGACGUCUGACAUCAAGAAGCUUACAGGCAACGACAAGUGGGAAACUUGGAUUGAUCCUGCACCUGGCGGCGAGACGCCUCAGCAAGUAUCUGACAGGAUCGAUGAGCUGAUUGAUCUCGUUCGCACACGUCAUCACCAACUGUCCUUUGAGCACGAAGAAGAGGCUCUGGAAAAGCCCGACAUUCUUUUUGUUGCGCAUGGUCAUAUCCUGCGUGGCCUAGGAGCAAGGUGGAUUAGGCUCGACAUUCGUCAUGCACGCGGGCUUCAACUUGAUGCUGGAGGUGUAGGGGUCCUGGCGUACGAGCAUGGCAGCAUAGAAGAGCCAGCCAUUACACGGUGGAAUCUAAUACAGUGA